This is a messenger RNA of Sorghum bicolor (sorghum), 614 nucleotides long. RefSeq lists its product as uncharacterized. Bases 120 to 476 code for a protein of 118 amino acids. Lineage: Eukaryota; Viridiplantae; Streptophyta; Magnoliopsida; Poales; Poaceae. The transcript is spliced from 2 exons. The record is from RefSeq and is a predicted model, not a curated record.
CCGACUGAGGCCGGUGCCGCGAGCCUCUCAGCGUUCACGACCUCAACUGCUACCUCGGCGUGAUCAAGGUCGGCUCCAAGGGCGGCCAGGCCACGCCGCUUGCUACGGAGGCCGAGGGCAUGCGUUUCGACUUCAGCGGCGUUCACGACCUCGACCUCGGUGUGAUCAAGGUCGGCUCCAAGGGUGGCCAGGCCACGCCGCUCGCCACGGAGGUCGAGGGCGUGCGUUUCACCUUCAGCGGCGUUCACGACCUCGACCUCGGUGUGAUCAAGGUCGGCUCCAAGGGCGGCCAGGCCACGCCGCUCACCACGGAGUUCGAGGGCGUGCGUUUCAACUUCAGCGGCGUUCACGACCUCGACGACGAGGGCAACGUCUACUUCACCGACUCCAGGUUCUGGUACAUAAACUCAUAUGGAUCAUCAUCCGUCACACUGUUUUCAGCAGGACCCUUUGGAAGCACGCGAUAUGACUCGUAAUGAUGACUUGUGUAGACAUAUUAGUAGAGAUAUUAAUUUAGUAGAGUUAAAUAUGGUCCACUGAAGCUGGAGUUAUAACAUUCUUAUAUAUAGUUGUUGUUACCUUGUGCAUAUUGUUGAAUGACUCCAUCGUCAUCA